UGGUCCAGAUCCUCCGCUCCUCCUCAGCUCAACACACACAUCCAUUGUACACAAACGGGCAGGCGGCUCACGCAUACACAUGCACUCACACACAUGCACACGUAUAUACGCACACACGCACAGCAUCGAUCGUGGCUCCUUUAAGAAAAGCCUAAGCCAGAAUUAUCACCCCACCUCCUCUUGAUCUCCUCUAGUUGCGUUUGCACAAGAAAAUCAAGCCGGGAGCCGAGAGUGAUCACAGAAAACCAGAGGAGAGCAGCUUCAUUUUUUAACUGUGAUUGUGACCAUUAACAUUUAGCUGGUGCCGAUCCCGUGGAGACGCGCGUCGGACCAUCAUUCAUCCGGUACUUUUGACAAGCCCUCGCGUUUUGACUGACAGGCGGAGUGACAAAAAGCCAUGAGAGUCGCCACUUUUGUUUGAGGGGCUAUUUUAUUUUCCUCCUGGUUUCGGAAAAGGAGCCUGGCUGCCGCUGCCCCGAGGAUAGCCGAGGACCUAUUCGCCGCGCCUGGGCUAAACUUGCGCAGAAAGCGGGGGCUGGCUCACCGUUCCGUGGAAGAAGAGGCAUACGGGAUUUUGUUGCUGAAACAUCUUCCCAUUUAUUUGGAUUUUCUUUCUUCAUUUCGUCUCCACCCUGGCAUCAGAGGGGAUUUAUCUAAACUGAAAGGACGACCAGGGAGUCAGGAGGGUUAUGGCGCAACGGUACGAAGACUUGCCCCACUACGGGAUGGACGGGGUGGGCAUCCCGACCACCAUGUACGGAGACCCGCACGGAGCCCGCUCCAUGCAGGCGGUGCAUCUGAACCACGGGCCCCAGCUGCACUCCCACCAGUAUCCGCACACCGCCCACACCAACACUAUGCCUCCCAGUAUGGGCACCUCUGUUAACGACGUUCUCAAGAGAGAUAAAGACGCUAUAUACGGGCACCCCCUGUUCCCCUUGCUUGCACUGAUUUUUGAGAAAUGUGAAUUAGCGACGUGCACCCCCAGAGAGCCCGGGGUGGCGGGCGGAGACGUCUGUUCAUCGGAAUCUUUCAAUGAAGACAUAGCAGUGUUUGCAAAACAGAUUCGGGCAGAAAAGCCUUUAUUUUCAUCGAAUCCAGAAUUGGAUAAUCUGAUGAUUCAAGCCAUUCAAGUUUUACGAUUUCAUCUUCUGGAGCUGGAGAAGGUACACGAGCUGUGUGAUAAUUUCUGUCACCGGUACAUCAGCUGCUUGAAAGGCAAGAUGCCCAUCGACUUGGUCAUAGACGACAGAGAGGGCGGCUCCAAAUCAGACAGCGAGGAAAUCACAAGAUCAUCAGUGGCCCUUGAUCAGACGUCCUGGAACAGAGAUCACGAUGACACGGCGUCCACACGCUCUGGAGGAACGCCGGGACCGUCCAGCGGAGGACACACUUCACACAGCGGGGACAACAGCAGCGAACAGGCAGAGCGAAACAGCUCAGAGGAAGGAUGCUGGAUGGUCGAAGGCCUUUAA
This is a messenger RNA of Notothenia coriiceps (black rockcod), 1475 nucleotides long. Its product is annotated as homeobox protein Meis1-like. Lineage: Eukaryota; Metazoa; Chordata; Actinopteri; Perciformes; Nototheniidae. The record is from RefSeq and is a predicted model, not a curated record. The transcript has 8 exons. The coding region runs from base 690 to 1475 and encodes 261 amino acids.